UUAUAAUCUGCUGCUUUAGGGGGUUUAUCCUUAGCAUCUUUCUUCCUCAACGCCCCCCGCCCCCCUUUCUGGGAGUAAGAGGGGGAAAAAAAGUCAGCCAAGCACCAGGCUCCAGGUGGCUCUCAAGUACUUCACUGUCAAAGGAAAAGAAAAGAAAAGAAAAAAAAUCCUAUGCUGGAAAACAAGUGAGAAAGGGGCUCUCCAGAGGGGAUUGGUUCAGGGUGGAAGAAAGCAAAAUUCGGAAAGUGUGAGGAUACAGCUUGCGCCGGUGACCAGCGCUCAGAGCACAAGGACGCUUUCGCGGCAAUUAGCCGGAGCUGGAAGCGCAGGCGGGGACUGCAGGCUGCCGCGGCGGGGUGGCGAGGAAGGGACCCGCAGCCCCCGAGCUCCGGGCAGAGGCAUUGCGCUCCCUUCUACUCGAUCCCCUGCUCUCCCCCCCCUCCUGGCCUCCUUCCCCCCUCCCUCUCCUUGGCGUUCCCAGCAGCCGAGGGUUUCAGAUGUCCCACCGCCGUUUGACCCCCUCCCCCCGCUUCUCCACCCUUGCAAAUGAGGUUUGACCAGCAGAGGCAGAGCCCACCUCUGGCUUAGAAUCACUGACAUUUAGACUCCAGGCUUCAACCUGUUUACAAGCGGGCUUUCCAAAGGAAGGGGGUGGGAGGAGGAGGGAAAUUGGGCCAAACAAAACACCAACCGCCAUCCCCCCCCACCCCCAAAUAAGAAGUGACUUUCUGGAGGCUUCAAACCAACAGGCACCAUCAAAAAGAGAAAGCGAGAGGGGGAAGAAAACAACGACGACCGGGCAGCUGCAUCCAGUUCUGACAACUCCAAAGGGACGCACUUUUAGAACUGGCUAGCCAGCUGGGGCUCUUCGGAGAGGGGCCAGAAGGUGCCAACCGCAGAGGGGCGCAGAUAUCUCCCCCAGCCUCCCACCCCAGGCCCUUUGGGUUUUGUUCACCGUGCUGUCAUCUGUUUUUCAGACCUUUUUUUGCAUCUAACAUGGUGAAGAAAGGAGUGAAGAAAGGAGUGAAGAAGAGAACAAAGUAACUCCUGGGGGAGUGAAGAUCGACGGUGACCCACACCACCACCGCCGCCACCAGUUUCUGCUACUGCGGCCACCCACGUCCACAUUCACCCGGAGAGCGAGGGGCGCGCGGCAGCAGAUCCGAGAAAGGAGCAAGGAGAGGCAGCCGGCCCUUUCGAGGAGUUAUGGAUGUUGGUGCUUUCACUUCUGGUCAAAUCCGAGCCCAGAGGGAGCUAACCAGCGGCCGCCACCUCCAGCUGUCUCCUUGCCUCGCACCAGGUCUUACCCUUCCAGUAUGUUCCUUCUGAUGAGACAAUUUCCAGUGCCGAGAGUUUCAGUACAAUGUGGAAAUGGAUACUGACACAUUGUGCCUCAGCCUUUCCCCACCUGCCCGGCUGCUGCUGCUGUUGCUUCUUGUUGCUGUUCUUGGUGUCUUCCGUCCCUGUCACCUGCCAAGCCCUUGGUCAGGACAUGGUGUCACCAGAGGCCACCAACUCCUCUUCCUCCUCCUCCUCCUCGUCCUUCUCCUCUCCUUCCAGUGCGGGGAGGCAUGUGCGGAGCUACAACCACCUCCAAGGAGAUGUCCGCUGGAGAAAGCUAUUUUCUUUCACCAAGUACUUUCUCAAGAUUGAGAAUGGGAAGGUCAGCGGUACCAAGAAGGAGAACUGCCCGUACAGUAUCCUGGAGAUAACUUCAGUGGAAAUUGGAGUUGUUGCCGUCAAAGCCAUUAACAGCAACUAUUAUUUAGCCAUGAACAAGAAGGGAAAGCUCUAUGGCUCAAAAGAAUUUAACAAUGACUGUAAGCUGAAGGAGAGGAUAGAGGAAAAUGGAUACAACACCUAUGCAUCCUUCAACUGGCAGCACAAUGGGAGGCAAAUGUAUGUGGCACUGAAUGGAAAAGGAGCUCCCAGGAGAGGACAGAAAACUCGAAGGAAAAACACUUCGGCUCAUUUUCUUCCAAUGGUGGUACAUUCAUAGAGGAAGGCUAUGUUGGCAGAUGCAGUAUAACCAAAGGCUCUUUUGCCAGCAAUAGUUGAUAUUCUUCAUGAAGACAGUAGCUCAAAAGGCAAAGACAUAUUGCAAGUAUCUGCUUGCUUGAAAGAAAGGAAGCCUUUGAAGGUUUUUGUAUGCACUGCUGACAUAUGAUGUUCUCUUAAUUAGUUCUGUGUCCUGCCUUGUAAUUGAGAUAUAAGCAGAUCAAAUGGGAUGGAAGUCAUUCCCAAGUGAACAAUAUUGUGGCUGAGUUUUGGCGUUACGUUUUUUGUUUUCGUUUUUAACCUCUGAGAUAGAACUUAAAGGACAAGGAACAAUCUGUUGAAUGAUCUCCGGGAAAGUUAUUUAUGGAAUACGAACUCAUAUCAAAGACUUUCAUUGCUCAUUCAAGCCUAAUGAUUCAAUGAGCAGUAAGACACGCAAGCAUUUACUGGAAAGCACUUGGGUCAUAUCACAUGCACAACCAAAGGAGCUUUGGGUGUGGCAUCAUGGAAGAAUUGGAUAGGAUUGAAAAAUAUAAACAUGGUAGUGUAAAACUGUUCUAACAAAACAAAUAGUAUGGUAUGCUUGUGCAUUCUGCCUUCAUCCCUUUCUAUUUCUUUCUAAGUUAUUUAUUUAAUAGGAUGUUAAAUAUCUUUUGGGGUUUUAAAGAGUAUCCUCAACAGCUGCCCUCUAAUGUACCUUUUCUAUUUCUUUAGCACACCACAGGCAUGUUCAUGACAAAGUGUUUUUAAAACUUGGCAAACACUUCAAGAAUAGGAGAUGAGAUUGGGGAAACAGUGUGAGUGUCCCCUGUGCUGUCAGUUGACAUAAUCUGCACUUCUGCCAUAAGAACCAUCAGCCAUAAAUACGACAAUGUUUUGGCAUGGCUUGAAUGAGAGAUGUCUGCCAUCAUUUAAAAACAUACAUCACACCUAAGGCUUCUUUUCCUAAGAAAUAGACCAGAAAACCAAAUUCUUUUCUUUAAAUACAUCAAUGGGUCUCCGAGAGUAUACUAAAAGAAGGAAAAUUUUAAAAUACAUUUUAGUAGCCUAGUCUCAUUCUUAGUAAUGAUCUUUUGCCAUAUCUCACAGUGGUAAGUGAUGAAGAGGCUGUCUGCACAUAUAAGAACCCUGUAUAAAUCUCACAUAGUACAUCUCCCCAAAUGAACCAUUAAGGAAUUUGGUAUGAAGUGCAACCCUCCCAGGGGCUUAAACUGAGCAAAUGUAUUGGUAUAUAUGUAACCAUAUACUGAAACCUGUUCAAGCUGUAUGGUCUAGUCUUUACAAAACCAAAUAAAACUUGUUCUCUAGAAAUUUAAAGAGCUUUGGAAGGUUCCAUAAUGUAACCUUAUUGACAUUCAUUUUGUUAGAGCAGAUAUAGAAAACAGUACAUAAAUGUGUACCAGUCAUCAUCACAUUGUAUUCCUUCCACUAGAUAAAUACAUAAGCCUUAUUUGCAGUGUCUGUAGUGAUAAAAAGAAAAGUGUAGAAAAAUACUAUUUGUUCUAAAUACUUUAAGUGAUAACUAUAAGAUUAUUAUUGAUGCUGCAGUUUUAUCUUCGUAUUUCUUGUUUUCAAAAGGUCUGUUUAUUGUUUGGACACAGUAUUUUGGUACAAAGGAAAGACUCACUAAAUGUGUCUUCUUACUAAAGGUUAACCUUUAGAAAGGCUGGUGUUCUGUGAUCCUCUCUAAUAACUUAAUUGUGUCAAUGUUUAACCAGCACUUCUAGUUAAUCCAUUAUUUAAGAAUUAGCUUUAUUAAGAAAUUUUCCCAUAAAGUAAUCCCAUAAAAAAAGUUGGGAUUCCUUAAAAAAGUUGGGAUUUCAAAGGAAUCAUUCCUUUAAAAAGUUGGAAUUGCAAAGAAAUGUAUUCCAGGCAGAGUGUUUUGGCUCAUGGAUAAAGUUGCAUUUCAUGGUACAUGGCUUCCAACUUGCCUUUUGAUAAAAAAUGUUUAAUUUUGUGAUUGGAAUCUGUAUGUUAAAAUUUAAUUGGUAACUGAGUCUUAAAGCCAUAAUGUGAUGCAUUCCUAUGAAAACUAGGUUAUCUUUGUUGUUUUAUUUUAAAAUAAUAAUUGCACCUGACACAUCAACAUGGACCACCCACAACCAAAAUUAAAUGUUGAGUGAGACAGAUAUAGUAUUAGAUGACCAUGGUAACAGCAAAUAGGGCACAAACUGGAUUCAUAUUUCACAAAGCCAUUUAGAUUACCAAAGAGACUAUGUGUAAACAGUCAUCAUUGUAGUACUCAAAACACUCAAACAGCUUCUAGCAAAAUGUAUCAAAGCUUGCAGAAGCCAAAAAUAGAAAACAUCUCCUUCACCUCUCCCCCUGCCUCAUCCCCCAAACACACAUAUUGACAGGGAUAAAGACAGAAACAGUUUGAUAAAGAGUAAUGAGAUUCUCCUGCAUUUACAAAUGGCAUCAUUGCUUGAUAUUGAGAUAGCAUUCUGGUCCCUUUUGCGGCUGGAUUAUGCUACUGAAGGGACAGAAGCUCCAGUCCUGACUGUUGUUGUUGGUUUUUUUAAUCAUGAUUUUGUGAGCUCUGCCUCUGUAGGAAGUGUGACCUCUGGCUACAGUGUCAAGGUGUGUUAUCCACAAAUGUGUGUCCAUCUGAGUGUUGAUUUCAAGGAGACUCCUCAUAAAGAUAUAGAUUCCUUCCCUCCUCCUACCUCCCAAAAGGCUGAACAGUGUAUAGUAUGUUACAUUUAAAUAACUCAAUAAAAACGCUGGGAAAAGAAAAUGAAAA
Messenger RNA from Phacochoerus africanus (Common warthog), 4741 nucleotides. It is a transcript of the gene FGF10, whose product is annotated as fibroblast growth factor 10. Gene Ontology annotation, biological process: positive regulation of epithelial cell proliferation; wound healing; cell differentiation. NCBI's taxonomy places the organism in Eukaryota, Metazoa, Chordata, Mammalia, Artiodactyla, Suidae. The record is from RefSeq and is a predicted model, not a curated record. Gene Ontology annotation, molecular function: growth factor activity; type 2 fibroblast growth factor receptor binding; chemoattractant activity. The coding region runs from base 1364 to 1999 and encodes 211 amino acids. Gene Ontology annotation, cellular component: cytoplasm. The transcript has 3 exons.